GAUGAUAAUGAUAUAUGAUGAUCUAUAUUUUUGGCUUUCACGCUCCCGAAUGCGCGCAACACUUUACUCCGACCGCAUGGAUUCAUUCGCCGUCGACAGUUGCUGGUCCUCGCUGCCGUCGUCAUCGUCAUCGUGGGCGGCGACGGAGGCGCGAGAGGUGGACCCAUUGUUGAAGGAUCUGAGCGAGAAGAGGCAGAGCUUUCGGCGGAACGUGGAGUCGCUGGCGGCGGAGCUGAAGGGGGUGCGCAGCCGCCUGGCUGCGCUCCAGCACUCGCUCGCGGUAGAAACUACGGCGAGGCAGGAAGCCGAGACUAAAGCAGAGAUGAUGGAAGAAGAGAUCUGCAGAUUACAUAAAAGCUUGGAAGAGAAGGAUGGGCAGUUGAAGGCUUCAGAAUGCACUGCAGAAAAGUAUCUCAAGGAGUUGGAUGAUCUUAGAUCACAGCUUUUGGCUGCUCAAGCAACUGCAUAUGCAAGUGCUUCGUCAGCUGAAUCGGUGCUGCUUCAGUGUUUGGAGCUGUUAAAGGAGCUAGAUAGGAGGAAUGGUUUAUUAAAAGAGCACGAGAAUAUUCUGAGCAAGCUGGGGAAGCUGUUAGAUCUUCUGCAGAAUGAUCUUGAGGCUAGAGAAUCUUCCCAAAAGCAAAUGAGAGACGAAGUCUUGAGAAUUGAGCAUGGCAUUAUGCAAGCUACUGCUGAAUCUAGGAAACACAGAGAUUAUAGACUGGCAAAAACAGUUUAUGAGCUUUCUGGGGAGAAUUUUGAUAAGAUUAAUAAGCUUUUGACUGUUACAGAUGAGUUAAUAGCUGAACUAGGAGAUGAAAUCAGGACUGCAUCUGCUCACUGGAAGCAUAAGAUUUCUAUCGCUGGGACUGGGAGGUGGAACAUGAUGAAGAAAUGUUACUUGACGAAGAUCCUUUUUAGACUCUUCUAUUUUUUCUUGUUCUAUAUAUUGGGAUGGAGACUCAUCUCUUACUUUUUGAUUGUGCUGCGAUUUCUUUUAAAGGCUUUUCUAUUUCUUCUGCGGCAAACAAGAAGGAGGAGGGUGGAGGAAGAGGAGGAGAAGAUGCAAUAAUUCUUUGAUUUAUAGGCUUGUAUAUGGGUCAACUUUCAAGAUGAGAAUGCUCAUUCCUUAACUAUUCUUCGGCUGCUUGUCGCCAUCAUCAUUGUGGGUGAGAGGCAUUGCCAUCAUGCUGGCAUUCUGCCACUGUCACUGUGCCAGCAGCCACCAUCUUGAUUGAGGGUUCAUCGUUAUCUUUGAUAGGAGGCGAUGGUGGACCUCAUGGUAGCCGCACUUGGUACUGUGGGAAAAUUCAUCUACAUGGCCAUCAAACUACAGGAUCAUAAGAAGAAUGGCUGCGUCAAGGAGAAAUAAUUCCCCCAUUUCCAAUCGACUUCUAUGAUAUUUGGAAUGAGAAGGAUUCUGCAACCAGCAAGAAUGCCAAAACUCAAGUUGAAGCUUUAGAGUAUGUGGACAAUUUUUUUCCCUUUCUAUAUGUUCAUGGCUUCUUAGAAAGAGAAAGCAAAUGGAAAAGAUGGCGAAUUGAAGAAUGAAGGAUUCAGAGAGCAAAUAUUUGAAGAUCAAUGAGGAGUUGUUGAGAUAAAGUAUGGUUGAACGGCUUAACACGAUGAUCAAAAUUAGCUCUAAUCACAUGUUAAUAAUUUUUUAUUUUUUAUUUUUAUCCUUGUUGAUGCAAAGUAUAAUGGGCAAAACUUUAUGGAUGUUGAGAAUA
This is a messenger RNA of Malania oleifera, 1727 nucleotides long. Its product is annotated as nuclear envelope-associated protein 2-like. Bases 2 to 1069 code for a protein of 355 amino acids. The transcript is spliced from 5 exons. The record is from RefSeq and is a predicted model, not a curated record. Lineage: Eukaryota; Viridiplantae; Streptophyta; Magnoliopsida; Santalales; Ximeniaceae.